CUGGUGCAGAUGACCCACAAUCAGCGACCUCUGACCUCCGACUGGUGUUUUAAGCGGGAGACGUGUAGUCCGUGCUCCAUGACACGUCACAGUCUGGAUUCUGACACCGGCAGGGCCCUCAGCCUGUCUCUGAGCACUCUGGACUCUCCUCCCCAUCUGAAGUGUCCCAAGAAGCUUUGCCUGGUGUGCGGUGACGUGGCCUCUGGGUACCACUAUGGGGUGGCCUCCUGUGAAGCCUGUAAGGCCUUCUUCAAACGUACAAUCCAAGGUAACAUUGAGUACAGCUGCCCGGCGGCCAAGCAAUGUGAGAUCACCAAGCGGUGCAGGAAAUCCUGCCAGUCCUGCCGAUUCGCCAAGUGUUUAAAGGUCGGGAUGUUGAAGGAAGGAGUGCGGCUGGACCGGGUUCGAGGCGGGAGGCAGAAAUAUAGAAGAUUUUUGGAGUCAGGUGGUGGCAUCAAUGGGGCCCAGAUGCUGCCCAACCAUAAGAAGCCAUACUCACGGAUUUCGGUUCUGUCACAACUUCUGAUGGCCGAACCAGAGAAGAUUUACGCUACGCCGGACCCCAACCUCCCCGAUACGGACGUUAAGGCCCUGAGUAUCCUGUGUGACCUCGCUGACCGGGAGCUCGUGCUGACCAUCGAGUGGGCGAAACAUAUCCCAGGCUUUUCCUCACUGUCCCUCGCUGAUCAGAUGAGUCUCCUACAAGGGACGUGGAUGGAGAUCCUGCUGCUGGGCGUUGUGUUCCGCUCUCUGCCGUUGCGGGAUGAGUUGGCGUAUGCGGAGGAUUAUGUCAUUGAUGAGAUAAGGUCCCGCCUCUGCGGCCUGCACCACCUCUACCUCUGCACCCGCCACCUCGUCCACAAAUACCGCCACCUCCGACUGGACAAAGAAGAGUACGUCACCCUGAAGGCCUUGGUGCUCACCAAUUCUGAUUCGCUGCACAUAGAGGACGUGCGGAGCGUGCAGAGCUUGCAGGACCUUCUCCAGGAAGCUCUGCAGGAGUACGACAUCACCCAUCACCGGGACGAGCCGCGCAGAGCCGGGCAGCUCCUGCUCACCCUCCCACUUCUGCGCCAGACUGCUGGCAAAGUGGUGCUGCACUUCCAUGGGGUGAGAGCUCGGGGCACCGUGCCCAUGCACAAACUAUUCCUGGAAAUGCUGGAGGCAAAGUGUGAUCUUCAUGUAUGAGCAGCUCAGCACCUGUACAGAGGGUGGGGUAUAAUAGGGGCACCUGUA
Hyla sarda is the source of this 1236-nucleotide messenger RNA. RefSeq names its product estrogen-related receptor gamma-like. Gene Ontology annotation, cellular component: nucleus. Bases 10 to 1188 code for a protein of 392 amino acids. Gene Ontology annotation, biological process: regulation of DNA-templated transcription. The record is from RefSeq and is a predicted model, not a curated record. Gene Ontology annotation, molecular function: steroid binding; nuclear steroid receptor activity; sequence-specific DNA binding. Lineage: Eukaryota; Metazoa; Chordata; Amphibia; Anura; Hylidae. The transcript is spliced from 6 exons.